This is a messenger RNA of Closterium sp. NIES-65, 1941 nucleotides long. Lineage: Eukaryota; Viridiplantae; Streptophyta; Zygnematophyceae; Desmidiales; Closteriaceae. The record is from the annotation of a GenBank genome assembly.
AUGGUGGAUGACUCUGCACGCGCUCGACUGGACUACCUAUGGGCCGCUGCAGUGGCUGAUAACGAUUGGGCGUUCCACACGUCCAAGUCGCCAGCCGUGCAGAACUUCGUGGAUGCGGCUGUUGCCUUCGGGAAACAAUACACCCUCCCAUCCCCCUUCAGGGUUUCUGGUGUUUUGCUUCAAAAACUGGUAGCGGAUACCGAGGACCUUGUAAGGCCCCUGAAGGAGAGUUGGAACACUAGCGCCUGCACCAUCUCCGUGGACGGCUGGACCUGCAUGAAGAGCCGUGGGCUCGUGUGUGUCAUAGCCCACAAUGACACGGCGCCUGUCAUCGUGAAGACCGUGGACUCCAAGACCGCGAAGAAGACGGGGGAGUACUUAGCCGGCCUCAUCCGGACCUCAAUCGCUGAGGUUGGAGACAAGAAGGUGGUGCAGGUGGUCAUCGACAAUGCGUCCAACAACCGUAGGGCGGCCGACAUCCUCCGGGACGGUUUUCCUGCAGUGUUUUUCAACAACUGUGCGGCGCACGUCCUGGACCUGAUGCUCCACGACAUCGGGAGGGUCCGUGCUGUGCGGCGAGUGCUCAACCAGGUGCACAGGGUGGUUAUGAUCGUCAAGGGAAGCGCGUCUGCCGUCACGCUCUUCCACGAGUUGUUUAGCACUUUGUCCUUGGUGCGGCCCGGUGCAACACGCUUCGACACGCAAGUUAUCAUGCUUGCCCGCUUCCUGGAAGUAAAGAAAGCGCUCAAGGAGAUGAUCAUCAGUGAGGAGUGGGAGUCGGUGGCGGUGGCGCGCUCUGAGGAGGGUCGAGCUGUCCGCCAGCUCCUCUUGGAUGAGGUCUUUUGGGAGUGCGCGACAGCGGUCCUCCGCCUCAUGACACCCGUCCAAAUGAUGCUGAAACGCACCGCUCUCUUGCCGGCCAAAGACAAGCCGGCCUUUCUGGCCGCCAUCAAGGCUAUCAUAGCAAGGAGGUGGGACUCCCAGCUCCACAAUCCACUCCAUGCUAUGGGGUGGCUUCUGAACCCGCGCAAUCAGUACGGCAAAGAGGUGAAGAACGAUCCCGAGGUAAGGCUUGGGGCGGAAGCGGUGAUCCAGGCCCGUGGGGGAGACGUCGCACAACGCGCGCUGCUGUUGGCGCAGUUGACGCAGUUUCAUAAAGGAGAGGGGCUGAUAGGGUCCGACGAUGCCCGUUGGGCAGCAACGGUGUUGGUGGCGAGUGGGCGCUUGACGGAGGCAGAGUGGUGGCUGAUGUAUGGGGGGGGAUUGCGAGCGCUCAUGGGGAUGGCUGUGACGGUGCUGUCACAGCCAGUCACGUCUUCUGAGGUCGAACGCUACUGGUCCGCCAUUGCACGGGUGCAGAGGCGGGACCGUAACCGCCUCAGUGCCAACAAGAUGAUGGACGUGACUGAGGUGGCGUUCGCCAGGAGGGCCAGGGAUGCUUUCGAUAGGAAAUCACGGCAGAGGGAGAAGCUUUAUGCCGAUCUGGCCAACGGCACCCUCCAGCAAGGGAGUGCCGUGGAACCGGCAGCAGCAGAGGAAGAGGAAGUGGGGGACGACGAGGAGGAGGGAGAAGGGAAUGAGCAGCUAUGCACCAUUGAUUGGGACCUAUUCGGGAACAUUGGGAAGCAGAAGAAGAAGGGGCCAAAGACCGCUAAAAGGAAGAGAAACGGGAAGGCCAAGAAGCCUACCAAGGGAAAGAGGAAGGCAACAUCCGUGCGAGAGGAAGAGGGUGAGGAGGAGGAGGCGGCGGAUAGCAGUGGAGGGGAGGAGGAGGACGUGCCCACCAAGGCUCAAAAUGGCGCGGAUCCUUGGGACAUUAGUGACGGGUCUAGUGGGGAGGAAGAGGAGGAGGCGGAUGAGGAGGAGGAGGAGGAGGAGGAGGAGGAGGAGGAGGAGGAGGAGGAGGAGGAGGAGGAGGAGGAGGAGGAGGAGGAUGAGUAG